AUGUCCCAUCGGGGGUCCCGCGGGCCAGGGCGUCGUGGGAACCGGGACUGUCAGUCCUGGAAUGGAGGGUCGCGGCACGGGACGAGAGGGAGACCCACAGGAGACCCGCGCCCUCGGGAGCUAACACCAGCCGGGCCUCCUCCCCGCGCCGGGCACCUGAACGGCGGCCGCUGCCCUCGGGACCGGGGGCCGAGCUGCUACCCGCGGCGCGGGCGUCCCUUCACGCCAAGGCAGGGACCCAACAAUAUCCGGGCUAGAGAAGUUGGGGGCGCGCGCGGGAGGCUGAGGCGGGGUCCGCGGAACGCCGUGGGAGCGACCCAAACGGACGGCUGCCAGGACUUACCGAGAGGUUCCCGCAUACUGUCCCGCGCCGAAGCCGCUGCCGCUUCGGCCGGCCGGGGACCAGCACGAGCCACCCCGCCUGCUACUACUCGGCGGAGCAUGCUCGGAGCACAGCCGUACGCCCCGCCCUUCGCCCCGCACAGUCCCGCCCACCGCCCAGCAUCGCUCCGCCCACCGCCCGACCAGAGGGAGAAGGCUGCACCUGGACCCAGGCGCUGAUGAGCACUUCAGAGAGGGACAGCACAACUGGCACAGGGCUGUCCAUCGUUUUCCCUCAUCUUCUGUCACUGUGGUGUUUGGACCAUGUCAACCCUGGACAGGCCAAAGAUCUGCGGGUUGUUCAACAUACAAGACUGAAUGUCUCGGUGGUCCCAUUGUGAUGCUGGACUUCCAGACAGGUCCCAGAGAGCUUCAGAUUUCUCAUCUACAUUGGAAUCCUGAAGACUGAAGUUCUCAAACCACUGAGGAAAUGGAUCAGAUUCAGUGAGACGGAGGGCGAGGAGGUGAAAAGCAAAGCUUCCUUCUUCCCUGUCCUUGUAGGUGGCCUGCCACCAAAAGUUGUGUCCAGAUUUAGGGUGGGACUUCUGACCUUAAAUGAUCCAACCAAGAAAAACCCCUUACAGGCGUGCCUAGCUGCUGGGGUUUGGGUUAAUUCCACAUGUGGUUGAGUUGACAACCAAGACGAACCUCUGAACACACCCACAAGUACCUCUUUUCUAAGCCUAUGAUCACAAGUGUGUGUAGACCCAGACUCCCCGUAGAGUAUGUACAUCCGUGUCACACUUACGUGAGUCUGUCUUACUCACAGGCAGCCAAACGCUCUGCACGACUUUAUCAGCCAUUGACCUGAAAGGAGCUGUGUCUUCCCAGAGAACAUGGUGUUGUUGAGUUUCUGGCCCAACUCCACCAAAGUUUCAUAAUGAAGUAAAGACGCCAUGUAGUUGCAGUCUAAAAGCAACACUGAUGCGAGACAAAGACACUGAACCGGAAAGGAAGACUGGCAAGACAGAUUUAAUCAGAGAAAGUAGUGAGACUGAAGUCCUUCCAUUCAAAAGAAGGCGCAACCACAGAUUCAAGGAUUUUCGUGUUUCCCAGUCCCUCCUGGACCCCUCCCUGAGCCUUUAGCUUCCCCUUCAUUCGUGACUGGUGUAUCCCCUGCCCUGCUCCAGUGCACUGUAGCAAGACCUUACCUAGGCGAUAUUUCACACAAAAAGAGAAGGCAAACUGGUUAGGAGAGGAGAGAGUAGUAGCAUGGGUGGAGGCGGGGAGAGUUUGAAGACCUGAGAACAGGAGGGUAAGGUUGAAAAGGAAGCAUAUGAGUGUGAUUGGCCCCUCGUUAAACAACAGAUAUAAGGAGACCAGGCAGUGUGACAGGUGGUGGGGACAGUCUCUUCAGCGAAUUUCCACAUUGGUCACCAGUGUGCAUACAUGAUGUGAAAUAGACAUACAUCAGUUAAGUAUCUAGAGCUUGAACCCCAGCACCCAGGAGGCUGAAGCAGGAGGAUGACUACUAGAUCAAGUCAGCCUGACUACGUAACAAGACCCUGCCACAAAGACUAAUAAACACAUAAAUAAAAUG
Rattus norvegicus (Norway rat) is the source of this 1921-nucleotide messenger RNA. The record is from RefSeq and is a predicted model, not a curated record. Lineage: Eukaryota; Metazoa; Chordata; Mammalia; Rodentia; Muridae.